AGAUGCGUUAGGUAGGCAGCCGGAUUGCAUCGGCCGACGGCCAGCCACGACACUUCGAAAAAUCACUGCUCGACACCGGUUUCCGAAAGACCUCGAGCACAAAUCUACCCUAGACAAAUCAAAGCAUCAGUACAAGGCUUGGAGCGCUUGCCCAACGAAAUCAUUGAAGCCAUUAUGAAGCUUCUGUGGAAGGCCGACAUUCUCAGCCUCCGCAGGACAAGUCGCAGGUUGUGUGCCGCGGUAGCACACGACCAUUUCAGAAGCUCAUACCGAUUGAACUCGGGACGAGUCAGACUCACUCGCCAAGGUCUGCAUACAUUUGUCCGAGCCAUGACUUCGCCCCUGUUUGUGGACUGCUUGCACACCAUAGAGGUAGUGGGCAUUAUGGACGACACGGAGCAGCUUCAUGACCAUGUCGAGCGGGAACAUGGCAGCGACGAAAGGUACGAACAGGCAGAGGAGGGUAUAAACAUCCCCCAAGCGCGCCAACAUGAUCAGGAUGACCUCUUGGCCUCGGAGGAGCAUAUCCGCCUCCUUGCCACUGGCUUUCAGAGCCUUGCUGUGUCCGGAACGAAAACUCUACACGUUCGUGCCGUAGGAUAUUGCAAUGCUUGCACCGACAGAUGGGAUGCUACUGCCAGGACGUUUCACAUCACGAUGCGCGCCAUCGCCGAAAGCGGACUCCAGCUGGACAGGUUGACGAUUUUCUGGUGCGACGUUGACUGCAGUCUGGCAUGCUCCGAGCUUGACAAGGUCAAUUGGGAGAGCCCUGCGUUGAUCGAGUGCAUCACCAAUUUGAAAUCGCUUUCGCUGAGGCUUUCGAACCCUCGUGAAGAACCACUUUUGAAGACAUCGGCUGAAGCGGUCGAUGAGGAGAAUCUUGCCGGCCUGACCAGGCUCCUGCGCCAUUGCACUUCACUGGAGUCGCUCGAACUCCGUUACUACAAACUCGCGUCUCCCUUUCCAUCGACAGCGAGCGCGAAACAUCUCGAGCAGAUUGCCGACACCGUCAAACUACCGCUUCUGAAGACGUUGAAACUCCAUGAUCUUGUCGCCCGCGAGCAGGCCCUAUAUUCUCUCCUCAAAAGCGCAACAGUGCUAGAACAGCUUGAACUGAAUAACGUCGUGCUGUGCCAAGGAACACCUAGGAGGUUUCUUGACUAUUGUUCGAGAGAACAAGGAACAAUCCGACACUUGUAUCUUUGUGAUGUCUUCGAGCACCAACUUGAACAUUCAUCCAUCCGCCAUCGGCUCAAGUUCAUCGAAUCGCCUUUGCGAGGACGCUCGAGGAAGACACUACUGCGCAGGGGUCCGCAGGUCGCGAAACCCAUCGACUAUGAAACGAUACAGGACGGAACAAUAAAUGAUACUGCUCUUGCUGACUGGGAGGAGCAUGAGGAAUAUCGAUUGGAAGAUGGGCCGCUGUGAAGCCGUCGCGUAGGUGAAACCUCGAAAAGAAAUCGAGGUAGUUGUGGUCCUCGCAGUACUUGUUCAGUGGCAAGAGGCGACGCGCGGUCUCUCCAGAAAGGCGAAGGUGACAUCCCGCCGAGUGACGAGGACCUUGCGCCCUUCGAAGUCCAAUGGAAGGAACGAUCGGAGACUGUCGAAGGUAUAGGAGCCUUGCAACUCAGCGGGAGAUGUCCACCGAAGAGGCACGUUGUCCCGCUUGACCAGCUGGACAGCAUCGACGGCUUGAGGCAACUUUCGAGAUGCAUGUGCAGUCAUUGUCAGACCGGUUCCGUAGUUACCACGAACAUGCAAAACGUAUACCAUC
Messenger RNA from Neohortaea acidophila, 1774 nucleotides. RefSeq lists its product as uncharacterized. NCBI's taxonomy places the organism in Eukaryota, Fungi, Ascomycota, Dothideomycetes, Mycosphaerellales, Teratosphaeriaceae. The transcript has 2 exons. The record is from RefSeq and is a predicted model, not a curated record. The coding region runs from base 175 to 1428 and encodes 417 amino acids.